AUGCAUCCUGACUUAUCUCCACACUUGCACACUGAAGAAUGCAACGCCUUGAUUAACUUACUUAAGGAAUGUCACAAAAAUCACAGCAUUCUGAAAUUUUUUGGUCAUUGCAAUGACCUUGAUCGGGAGAUGAGAAAAUGCUUGAAGAAUGAGUACAUGGAAAAAAGAACCAAGAGCAAGAAGCUUGGCAACGCGAUGCGAAAGAGACUUUCAAAUCCUCCAGAGGAAUCUGAAACAUAA
Pipistrellus nathusii (Nathusius's pipistrelle) is the source of this 240-nucleotide messenger RNA. The record is from the annotation of a GenBank genome assembly. Lineage: Eukaryota; Metazoa; Chordata; Mammalia; Chiroptera; Vespertilionidae.